CCCGCCUUCCGACGGGGGUGCGGCUCCAGGAAACGGCGCGCUCGAAGCUCUGCGCUCCGCCACCCGACGCGCUCCAGACCCAGACGACCCCACCGACUCAGCCAGACCAUCCGACGGGCCCCAGUGGCGGCAGCGGAGAGCGCGAUCCCGGGUUGGAGCCUGGGACACCUUAGCACGGACGGGGCGGGCAGCGCAGACAGGCCAUGGGGACCCGGGCCAGGCCAGCGGAGGCGGGCCAGCGGGAGUCCCGAGCCUGAGAAGUGGGCAGCGGGGCAGCAGUGGCCAUGACCUCGGUGUGGAAGCGCCUGCAGCGCGUGGGCAAGCGGGCAGCCAAGUUCCAGUUCGUGGCCUGUUACCACGAGCUGGUGUUGGAGUGCACCAAGAAAUGGCAGCCGGAUAAGCUAGUGGUGGUAUGGACCCGGCGGAACCGACGCAUCUGCUCCAAGGCCCACAGCUGGCAGCCGGGCAUCCAGAACCCAUACCGGGGCACCGUGGUGUGGAUGGUACCUGAGAAUGUGGACAUCUCCGUGACCCUCUACAGGGACCCUCACGUGGACCAGUAUGAGGCCAAAGAGUGGACAUUUAUUAUUGAAAAUGAGUCUAAGGGGCAGCGGAAAGUGCUGGCAACAGCUGAAGUGGACCUGGCCCGCCAUGCAGGGCCCGUGCCCGCCCAGGUCCCGCUGAAGCUGCGGCUGAAGCCCAAGUCGGUGAAGGUGGUGCAUGCUGAGCUGAGCCUCACUCUCUCAGGGGUGCUGCUGCGGGAGGGCCGUGCCACGGAUGAUGACAUGCAGAGUCUCGCAAGCCUCAUGAGUGUGAAGCCUAGUGAUGUGGGCAACUUGGAUGACUUUGCUGAGAGUGAUGAAGACGAGGCUCAUGGCCCAGCAGCCCCCGAGGCCCGUGCUCGAAUCCCCCAGUCAGGCCGGGGCGGUGCCCUGAGGCCGGGGCGUUUCCCAGAUCCUUCUCGAGAGCUGAAGACGCUUUGCGAGGAGGAGGAGGAAGGCCGAGGACGACCCCAGCAGGCAGUUGCCAGCCCUUCUAGUGCUGAGGACACCAGCUCAGCCCCUGUGAGUGCUCCUGCACCCCCAGCCAGAGCCUCCCGAGGCCAGGGGUCAGAACGAGCUACUGAAGCUGGGGGCCAGGUGGGCCCUGAGGCCCCAAGGCCCCCGGAAACCUCAGCAGGGAUGAGGUCUUCAAGGCAGCCAGGCCAGGACACAGCCCCCACCCCAGCCCCUCGGCUCCGGAAAGGCUCGGAUGCCCUCCAGCCCUCAGUCCCCCAAGGGGAGGAUGAGGUCCCCAAAGCCUCAGGGGCUCCCCUAGCAGGAUUGGGCUCUGCCAGGGAGACCCAGGCCCAGGCACGACCUCAGGAAGGGACAGAAGCCUGUGGAGCUAGGCUGGGCCCAGGCAUUGAGGAGAAAGGCUCUGGAGAGCCUUUUGGAGGGCAGAGACUCAAGGCUGAAGAGAUGGGUACUGGGGACAGGCCAGAGGCCAGUGGGGGGGACGCUGAGGCCAGUCGGGGGAACACUGAGGCCAGUGGUGUGGACAGUGAGCCCAGGGCAGGAGGCAGAGAGGUCAACACUAAGAGGGCAGGAGUCAGAGCUGGGGAGGCUACAGAGAGUUCAGCAGUUUGUCAGGGGGAUGCUGGGCAGAGGUUAAAGGUGGGACAUGUGGACACUAAGGGACCAGAGGCAACAGGGGCUAUGCCUGAGGCAAGAUGCAGGGGGACCCCUGAGGCUCCUCCAAGGGGCUCUCAGGAGAGGGUGGGAGUCAGGACUAGGGAUGAGGCUCCCUCAGGCCUGAGCCCGCCCCUAGUGGAGACUGCAGGGCACUCUGGGCAUCUUGGUGACCUCCAGGGGGCCAGGGUUGCUGCAGGCCAGGAGAGAGAGGGUGCAGAAGUGAGGGGCGGAGCCCCUGGUAUUGAGGGGACAGGCCUGGCGCAGGGCCCCUCUGUUGAAGCAACAAGCACUGGGCCACAGGUGAGCAGCUGGCAGGGGGUCCUGUUAUCAGCUACCCAGGGGGCGAUAUCUAGGGUUCUGGGGGCCUGGGAGGCAGAAGCUGGGGGUUCACGGGUCCUGGAGACAGAGAUUGAGGUGGUAGGGUUGGAGGUGCUGGGGGCCCAGGAGAAAGAAGUUGGGGGGUCGGGGUUCCCAGAGACGAGGACACUAGAGAUUGAGGUACUGGGGGUCUUAGAGACAGAAGCAGCAAGCUCAAGGGUCCUGGAGGUGGAGUUUGCGGGGACAGCACAGUGUGAGGGACUGGAGACCCAGGAAACCCAGGUGGCGGUCACAGAGGCCCCAGGGACAGAGACUGGGGUGGCAGAAUCUGAGGUAUUGGGGACCCAGAAAACAGAGGCUGGGGGUUCAGGAGUUGUGGGGACAAGAACUAGGAUAGCAGAGACUGAGAUACUGGGGACCCAUGAGAUAUCUGGGGACUCAGGGACACUGAGGCUGGAAGGUAGGAUAGCAGAAUCUGAGACGCAGGGGGCCCAGGAGACAGAGGUGAAAGAUUCUAGGGUACCAGAGACAGAGGCUGAGGGGACAGAGGCUAAAACAUUAGGGACCCAGGAGAUAACAGCUAGGAGUUCAGGGGUCCCAGAGACAGAAGCUGAGAUAGCAGAGUCUGAGAUAUUGGUAGCCCACGAGAUAGAGAUGAGGCUUUUGGGGGUCCCGGGGAUAGAGACUGGGGCAGCAGAAGCUGCGAUAUUGGGGACCCAAGAUAUACCAUCUGGGGAUUCAGGGGUCCCAGGGAUAGAAGCUGAUAUAACAGGGAUCCAGGCUACAGAGGUGGGGGGUUCAGAAGUUCCAGGAAUAGAGACUGGGACAGCAGAAGCUGUGAUAUUGGGGACCCAAGUGAUAGCAUCUAGGGGUUCAGGGGUCCCAGGGUUAGAAUGUGAGGUAGCUGGGACCCAGAAGACGGAGGUGGGGGCAUCAGGGAUCUCUGGGCGAGAAUCUGAGGUAGGUGGGGCCCAGGAGACAGAGGUGGGGGCGUCAGGGAUCUCUGGGCGAGAAUCUGAGGUAGGUGGGGCCCAGGAGACAGAGGUGGGGGCGUCAGGGAUCUCAGGGUCAGAAUCUGAGGUGGGUGGGGCCCAGGAGACAGAGGUGGGGGUGUCAGGGAUCUCAGGGCCAGAGGCUGGAAUGGCAGAGGCCGGAGUACUGAUGACCCAACAGACAGAAAUUAUAGUUCUAGAGGCUCAGGAGGAAGAGGUUCAGUCUUUAGGGGGCCAGGAGGCAGAGACUGGAGUUGGGAGAGCUCUCAACUCUGGGGCCUUAAAGACCCCAGUUACUCAGCCAAGAGUUGUAGGAUCCCAGGAAACAAAAGCAGAGAUUUCAGGACUACAAGGGUCAGAGACUGAAGUUCUCAGAGUCCAGGAGGCAGAGGCUGGGAUUUGGGGGAUGUCAGAGGCCAAAUCUGGGACUAGGGGGGCCCAGGAGGCAGAGAUGAAGGUUUUAGAGCCUCCAGAGAAUAAAUCUGGUAUUUUUGAGGCCCAGGAAGCAGAGGCUGGGGUCGUAGGAAACCAGAACGGGAAAGAAGCUGAGGGAAGCCUCGCAGAGGCCAGCCUGACUGAAGCACAGGUGGCCAGUGGGGCAGGGGCUGGGGUGCCCAGGGCCUCUUCCCCAGAGAAGGCUGAAGAGGACAGGAGGCUGCCGGGCAGCCAGGCACCGCCUACCCUGGUCAGCUCCAGCCACUCCCUGCUGGAGUGGUGCCAGGAAGUGACCGCUGGCUAUCGUGGGGUCCGCAUCACCAACUUCACCACAUCCUGGCGAAACGGAUUGGCCUUCUGUGCCAUCCUGCACCGAUUCUACCCAGACAAGAUUGACUAUGCCUCCCUAGACCCACUCAACAUCAAGCAGAACAACAAGCAGGCAUUCGAUGGCUUCGCGGCCCUGGGCGUGUCGCGGCUGCUGGAGCCCGCGGACAUGGUGCUGCUGUCGGUGCCUGACAAGCUGAUCGUCAUGACGUACCUGUGCCAGAUCCGCGCCUUCUGCACCGGGCAGGAGCUGCAGCUGGUGCAGCUGGAGGGCGGCGGCGGCGCCGGCACGUACCGCGUGGGCAGCGCCCAGCCCAGCCCGCCUGAAGAUCUGGACGCCGGAGACCUGGCGCAGCGGCUGCGCGAGCACGGGGUCGAGGCGCCCCAGGAGCCCAAGGAGGCCGCUGACCGCGCGGACGGGGCGGCCCCGGGGGCGGCCUCCAGGAACGCGGAUGCGGGCCGCGCCCCCAAGGACGGUGGGGCUGAGGCCGCCCGAGAGGCGCGACCCACGGAGGUCCCGGCAGAGGUGUUGGUGAACGGGGCAGGGGCGCCGGGCGGUGGCGGCGUGAGGCUGCGACGGUCCUCGGUCAACGGGGAGGCCGGGCCUGUGCCUCCGCCCCGCGCGCACGGCUCCUUCUCCCACGUGCGGGACGCAGACCUGCUCAAGAAGAGGCGCUCGCGGCUGCGGAACAGCAGCUCCUUUUCGGUGGACGAUCCGGAUGGGGGAGCCUCGGGAGCCGCAGGAGCUUCGGGAGCUGUGGCUGCGGAAGGCCAGGCCCCUGACCCCAGCCCUGCCCUGGGCCCACCCACAGCUGCAGCCUCUCAACAGCCCCCUGGUAGGAGUCCCCCCUUGGAGGAGCCACCCCCAAGCCCAGGGGAGGAGGCUGGGCUGCAGCGGUUCCAGGACACAAGUCAGUAUGUAUGUGCAGAGCUGCAGGCCCUGGAGCAGGAGCAGAGGCAGAUAGAUGGGCGGGCCGCUGAGGUGGAGACGCAGCUGAGGAGCCUCAUGGAGUCAGGUGCCAACAAGCUGCAGGAGGAGGUGCUGAUCCAGGAGUGGUUCACCCUGGUCAACAAGAAGAACGCUCUCAUCCGGAGGCAGGACCAGCUGCAGCUGCUCAUCGAGGAGCAGGACUUGGAGCGCAGGUUCGAGCUGCUGAGCCGCGAGCUGCGAGCCAUGCUGGCCAUCGAAGACUGGCAGAAAACGUCUGCGCAGCAGCACCGAGAGCAGCUCCUGCUGGAUGAGCUGGUGUCGCUGGUGAACCAGCGCGACGAGCUGGUCCGGGACCUGGACCACAAGGAGCGGAUCGCCUUGGAGGAGGACGAGCGCCUGGAGCGCGGCCUGGAGCAGCGGCGCCGCAAGCUGAGCCGGCAGCUGAGCCGGCGGGAACGCUGCGUGCUGAGCUGAGGCCGCCGGCCUGGGAGGCCCGUAGCUUCUCCAGCCCCCGGCGCCCGCCGCCGCCGCCCCGGGCCUGCGCCCGGGAGGACCCGGCCGCCCCGGAUGCUGUGCGUGUCCGCUAGGGGCCGCUGGCGCCCUUCCCGGGACAGGGCAGGGCGGAUCGCCGGCCCGCGGCUGGGCGGCCGUCGUAUUUAUUUGUCGCCGAGUGUGUGUGCACGCUCGCGGCGGGUGCGGGCACCUCCCCGAUGGCGCGGCUGGGCCAGCGGCCCCGGGGAGAGGGAUGCCUGGGGGCUGCCGCCCUGCGCCGGCUCGCCCUCCUGUUCUCCAGAGCAGUAAAGUUGGACUAGGCUACCC
Sapajus apella (tufted capuchin) is the source of this 5495-nucleotide messenger RNA. RefSeq names its product EH domain binding protein 1 like 1 (gene EHBP1L1). The record is from RefSeq and is a predicted model, not a curated record. The transcript has 21 exons. Bases 285 to 5150 code for a protein of 1621 amino acids. Gene Ontology annotation, molecular function: protein binding. NCBI's taxonomy places the organism in Eukaryota, Metazoa, Chordata, Mammalia, Primates, Cebidae.